Messenger RNA from Mucor velutinosus, 2370 nucleotides. RefSeq lists its product as uncharacterized. Gene Ontology annotation, biological process: 'de novo' IMP biosynthetic process; adenine biosynthetic process. Bases 1 to 2370 code for a protein of 789 amino acids. Gene Ontology annotation, cellular component: cytosol. The transcript is spliced from 6 exons. Gene Ontology annotation, molecular function: phosphoribosylamine-glycine ligase activity; metal ion binding; phosphoribosylformylglycinamidine cyclo-ligase activity. The record is from RefSeq and is a predicted model, not a curated record. Lineage: Eukaryota; Fungi; Mucoromycota; Mucoromycetes; Mucorales; Mucoraceae.
AUGGCUUCUGAAAAGCUCUCUAUUCUCCUCGUCGGUGCUGGCGGUCGCGAGCAUGCUAUUGCUUGGAGACUUGCUCAAUCUGACAAAGUUGAACACAUCUAUGUCGCUCCUGGCAAUGGAGGCACUGCUAACGGAAACAAGGUGACCAAUGUUCAAAUUGGUGUUUCUGAUUUCGACAAAUUGGCCGAGUUUGCUGUUCAAAACAAGAUCAACCUCGUCGUUCCCGGUCCUGAGCAACCCAUUGUCGAAGGCAUUCAAGCUGUUUUCAAAAAAGUUGGCAUUCCUUGUUUCGGUCCUUCUCCCAAGGCUGCACAAAUGGAGGGCUCCAAAGCCUUUUCCAAGGAUUUCAUGAAGAAGCACAAUAUUCCCACCGCUGCAUACGAGAAUUUCACUGAUUAUGAAAAGGCCAAAGCGUAUGUUGAAUCUGUUGAUCACAAGGUAGUUUUAAAGGCCUCUGGAUUGGCUGCUGGUAAGGGUGUCUUGAUGCCUGAAAACAAGCAGGAAGCAUUGGAGGGACUCAAGACCAUCAUGGUAAACAAGGAGUUUGGUGAGGCUGGUAGUGAAGUUGUCAUUGAGGAGUGUCUUGAAGGCGAGGAAUUGUCCUUCUUGGCCUUUGCUGAUGGCUACACUGUCAUCCCCUUGCCUCCUGCUCAAGAUCACAAGCGUGCCUUGGAUGGUGAUUUGGGACCCAAUACAGGUGGCAUGGGCUGUUAUGCUCCCACUCCUAUCGGUACUGCUGCUUUGAUUGAAGAAGUCAAGCGUACUAUCUUGCAACCUACCAUUGACGGUAUGCGUAGAGAUGGCUUCCCAUUUGUCGGCAUGCUCUUCACUGGUAUCAUGUUGACUGCAUCUGGUCCCAAGGUUCUUGAAUACAAUGUGCGUUUCGGUGAUCCUGAAACUGAGGUUGUCUUGCCUCUUUUGAGCGAUGACACUGAUUUGGCAGAGAUCUUGUUGGCUUGUGUUGAAGGCCGUCUUGACGCUGUUUCCAUCACUACAAAGAAGGCUUUUGCUGCUACUGUCAUCGUUGCCUCUGGUGGCUAUCCUGGUAGCUAUGCCAAGGGUAAGGCUAUCACUAUUCCCGAGACUCCCUGUGAUGUUACUGUUUUCCAUGCUGGUACUGCUGUCAAGGACAAUCAACUUGUUACUGAUGGUGGCCGUGUGCUCGCCGUCUCUGCUGUGGCCAACACUCUCCGUGAAGCAGUUGAUAAGGCUUACGCCGGUGUCAAAUCCAUCCAAUUUGAAGACAUGUACUAUCGUAAUGACAUUGCUCACAGAGCUUUCAAGUACGCUGAUCAAGAUGCCAAGAAAGCUGGUCUCUCUUAUGCUGAUGCUGGUGUCUCUAUUGAUGCCGGUAACUUGUUGGUUCAAAAGAUCAAGCCUCUCGUCAAAUCCACCAAGCGUGUGGGCGCUGAUUCCGAUAUUGGUGGUUUCGGUGGUAUUUUUGAUUUGAAAGCUGCUGGUUUCGUUGAUCCCAUCUUGGUUUCUGCUACUGACGGUAUUGGUACCAAGCUCAAGAUUGCUCAAGACUGCAACAUCCAUGAUACUGUUGGUAUUGAUUUGGUUGCCAUGAAUGUCAACGACUUGAUUGUGCAAGGUGCUGAGCCCUUGUUCUUCCUUGAUUACUUUGCUUGUGGUAAGCUUGAAGUCGAUGUCGGUAAGGAUUUCGUUGCUGGUGUAGUGGAAGGUUGUCUUCAAUCUGGCUGUGCUUUGGUUGGUGGUGAAACUGCUGAGAUGCCCGGUCUUUAUGCCUUGGGUGAUUACGAUGGCGCUGGUUUCACUGUGGGUGCUGUUGAGCGUGAAAAGAUCUUGCCUCGCAUGAACGAAAUCAAGGCUGGUGAUGUCGUUUUGGGUUUGGCUUCAUCUGGUGUGCACUCCAAUGGUUUCUCGUUGGUCCGUAAGAUUGUUGAAUCACAACCUGGUUUGGCUUACCACUCUCCUUGUCCUUGGGAUAACACCAAGACACUUGGUCAAGGUCUCUUGGUACCCACUCGUAUCUAUGUCAAGCAAUUAUUACCCGUUGUCAAGAAGGAUUUGAUCAAGGCCAUGGCUCACAUUACCGGUGGUGGUUUCCUUGAGAAUAUCCCUCGUGUCAUGCCUGAAGACCUUGCUGUCAUUGUUGAUGCCAAGUCUUAUGACUUACCUCCCAUUUUCAAGUGGCUCAAAGAAGCUGGUGGUCUUUCUGCUCAUGAAAUGUCUCGCACCUUCAACUGUGGUAUCGGUAUGGUAAUUGUCGCUGAUCGUGAAGCCGUUCCUGAGAUCACUCGUUUGUUGGAAUCCGCCAAUGAAACUGUUUAUGAACUUGGUUCUGUCACCACCAAGGCUGAAUUAAAUGGAAAGGAAGUUGAGGUUCGUAAUACUGAAGUUUGGUAA